Vespula pensylvanica (western yellowjacket) is the source of this 5808-nucleotide messenger RNA. RefSeq names its product helicase sen1 (gene Setx). The record is from RefSeq and is a predicted model, not a curated record. NCBI's taxonomy places the organism in Eukaryota, Metazoa, Arthropoda, Insecta, Hymenoptera, Vespidae. Gene Ontology annotation, biological process: termination of RNA polymerase II transcription. The transcript is spliced from 14 exons. Gene Ontology annotation, molecular function: helicase activity; protein binding; transcription termination site sequence-specific DNA binding. Gene Ontology annotation, cellular component: nuclear body. The coding region runs from base 183 to 5393 and encodes 1736 amino acids.
ACAUAGUAACCUUAAAUUUUUUUGAACUGAUCAUUAAGUACAUCUACGAAUUCAAUGUUUAUUUUCUAAAACUGGCAUCACGAAAUUUUUCAAAUAUCUUCGAAAUAAAAUGUAUAUAUUUAACUGUGACUAAUGUAUACCUGUUUGAAUGUAUACCUAUUGUUAUUGUUUCCACUGAUAUAAUGAGUUCUAAUACAUACUAUGAUUUUUUAUUGGAAAGAAUUCAUUUUCCAGGCACUUUUAUCUUAGAUGAACCAGGAAAAACAUAUACUUGUGGCAGAGGAAAAGAAAAUCAAAUAAUUUGUCUUAGUCUUACAGUAUCCCGUCAACAUUGUAGUUUUUUUCGUAAUGAUCAUGAAAUAUAUGUUAUAGAUUUAGGAAGUUCUAAUGGCAUAUUUGUAAAUGAAAUUAAACAAGAAGCAAGGCAUAUGGUUAAAUUGAAUGACAAUGAUAUUAUUGGAAUUGGUUGUCCAAAUUCUGAUAUGAUAAAUAAAGAUAUGUUUAUUUAUAAAGUAACUUUUAUUGCUAGAAAUAAAACAUUAACAGACGAAAAAUAUACUGCAAUAUCUAAGACGCCUUUAUGCAAAGAUACAUUAACAGAAAAUAUUGAUAAAAGCUGUCAUUCUUUGUUGUCUGGAGAUGACGUAAACAAGUCAUUUGAUUUAGUUUCAUCAAAUGAAAUAUCUGAACUAUCAAAAAAUAUAAGUGAAUCUUGUCAAAUAAAAACGUUAAAUAAAAAAAUAGAUAAUGGAACUAAAAAAAUUAAUUCAAAUCAAGAGAUAAAAUUAAUAAAUACUUGUUCAGAAAGUAAUACAAUACAACAGAAUAUCACACAUUUGGAUACUAAUCAUGAUAGUAAAUAUCAGAAAAAGAAUAAUGCUAGUAUACAUAAAAACUUAUCAAAAGUAAAUAGUAAAGAGAACCCUUUAAAUAAAACAUUUCAAACUAUAACAGAAAAAGAAGUGAUCUGUAUUGAUUUGUCUAAUAAUAUUCAUACAAAAAUAGUUCAACAAAAUAAUAAUGAUAAGACUAGAGAUACAAGAAGAUCUGAAAGUGUAGAUAAAAAAAUAUGCCAUAGAAAUAAUGCAGUAUUUAUAAAUGAUAUUGAUGAUGCAAGUGUAUAUGCAGAUAUUGGUAAUAAUAUUAAAAUACAACAGAAUUAUUCUGAAAAUAUGAAACCACAAAAUGAACUAGAUGAUGAUCUAAAGAAGGAUAAUAAACCAUGGAUAAAAGAAAGUGGACUAAAGAGAUCAAAAGAUGGUCUUAUAAAUAUUGUACAUAAUGGUAAUUAUUUGAUUAAAAUGAAAGAUGAAAUAAUAAUUGAGGAUGAUGGAAAAACAAUAGAAAAUAGUAUACAAAAUACUAAUAACUAUACUGAAUCAACAAUUAAAUUGAAACAAGUCAAUCAAGAACCAAAAUUAAGAUUUUCAGAAAUUGAUAUAGUUAAUUUUAGUGAUGAUGAAGAAAAUGUAUUCCCUUGUUCUCAAUUAUUUGAUUCUAAUAUGGACGUAAAUUCUGAAAUAAAGAAAGAAAUUAAACAAGAAUAUAAUGAUAAUCACGAUGAAGAUAUUAACAGACUUGAUGACACAGAAAUAAUUAUUUCAUUAUCUGACAGUGAGGAUGAAGAUAAUAUAUGGUUACAUAGAUUAUCUCGAAGUCAAUUGUCUAAUGAUACAAUUUCAAAUAAUGAUAAAAUGAAACAUACAAUACAAACUAUAAAAGAUAAAUCUACAGAUAUAGAUGUAAUUGAUGAAGAUGUCAAAAAUAUUAUUAAAGAAUCCAAUGAAAAUAUAAAUGAUGCUUUGAAUCUUAAUGAUGUUUUGGAUGAUAGUAUUGAAACUAGCAGAAACCAUGAAACAAAAGAACAUAAAAAAGAUACAGAAAAAAAUACCAAAAAAGAAUGUACAAAUACCGAACACUUUAAAAACAGUAAUAAAUUACAUACUGUAAAAAAACAUAGUUCUGAUGUUUCUCUUGAUGCAAGAAAAACAGAAAUAGAUGACAAUAUGUUUAAUAAAGAACAGGAAAAUAAUGAUAAAACUAAUCAUUCUCUUGAUAAAAAACAAAGCAUGAUUAAUAAUAACACAAAUGACAGUGUAGUUAAACAUACUCUACAUUCCAAGAAAAUAAAAUCAAUUACAAGAAAGAGGCCACAAAUAAUAGAUGCACCUCAUAUGCCUGUAAAAAAAAAAAGAGGAAGAAACACUUAUGAUAUGGAUAGCUGCACAACAGAAGACAAGUUAAAGGAAGAUUUAAAUGUAGGAAAAGGAAAGAAAAGUGGAUUACUUUGGUCAGAUAAUCUUGGAUCUGAUAAAUCCAAAAAAUUUCUUCUUUCGAAAGAAGAGAAAAAAAAACUUAUAGAAAAUAGGAAAAAUAAGUUAAAACAGAUUGCUGCAGAAAAGAAAAAAGUGACUAAGACUGAACCAUUAAAACUAUCUGUUUCAAAACCAAUAGUAAAAGUAUCAUUAAAAUCUCGAUCAGAUUUCCUAAUUGAUGAGAUACGAUCAAAGAAGAAACUGAACAAACUAUCAGUAAAAAAAUCUGUAGAAAACAAAAAAUGUAAAGAUAAUACUGUUAAUAUUAAUACAAGAAAAGAUAUUAACGUACUACCUUCAAUAUCUCAUUUAAAAAUUAAAAAACAAAUACCUAGUUAUAAAGAAACAUUAAAUAAUGUUACAAAACAUUUGCAACAAUCUUUAAGUGUUACUGAUGGUAAUGAUGCUCAAUUAAAUGAAGGCAAUAAAUCAAAUACGAAUUUAAAUAAAUUUGAAAAUAUGGAAAAUGAUGAGACAUUUUCUACAACAAAAAAUAAAAGCAUAGAGGCUACUACUAUCCUUAACUUGAAAACUGAAGUAAAAACUCAAAAAAAUGUUAAAAUGCAAAAAGAAAAUCGUUCUCCCAACAGACAAAUAAUUAAUCAAAUAGGAAAAAAGAAAAAAAGUGUCUCUUUCAAUAAUUGUCCUGAAAUUCAUGAAUAUGAAAUAGAACCUCAAAACAUUUUAAAAAAACUUAUAGGUAAAGAUGCUCCAAUACCUGUUGAUAAACUAUCCUUUAAAAGAUUUACUGAAACAAAUUAUCCAAAGAUAGAGCAAUUUCUGUUACGUAUUUUCUUCUGGAAUCCUGUUUGGCUUGAAGAACAGCAAUAUUUGAAGCAAAUGCCACCUAUUCUUAAAGAAAAUGAAUUACAUCCUAUGCUAACUUAUUAUAAAUCUUACAAUGACUAUUAUAAAAUUGCUGAACCUCUAUUAUUGCUAGAGAUCUGGUAUGGCAUUACUAAAGAAUUCGAAAUGUUAGAAAAAAAUGUGAAGCGACCCACCAUGAUGUGUUCUAUAAUGGAAAAUUCUUUUAAAAAGAUCUAUGUAGCAUCUACAAAUAUAUACUUAUCAUCUUUGGCAGUACAAGUAUUAGUUACCAAAGAAAACUUAUUUAAACAAAUUCAUCCUAAUUAUGGAGAUCUAGUAUUUUUUGAAUAUAUUAAAAAUGAAAAAGGAAAAUACAUUUUUCAGAAAGUAUUUGCUUAUGUUACAUCUAUGAAUGAAACUAUCAUAACAUCAUCUACAAAAUACAACAAAGAUUUAGAAAAUCAUGUGAAAGGGCCAUAUGCAUUAUUGACAUAUACUAUUAUCACAAGAAAUGUUGAAGAGAAUUUUAUAAUAAAAAACCGCAUUCAAAGAAUAAGGACUGUGACAUAUCUACGCUCAAACAUAAGGAUGAUUCAAGCAAUACAAUAUCUUCCACAAUCUUCACUUAUAAAUUUAAUUUUGUAUCCUAAAGUUGAAGCAUUUCAAUUACCUAAAAUAGAAGUACACAAUCACCAACUUAUAACAAAGGAUAAGUUAAAUCAAAUACAAUUAGAAGCUGUUAGUAGAGUAACAGGUGCUGUAAUACAAAAGGAACCUAAAAUCUGUUUGAUUCAAGGACCUCCAGGAACAGGAAAAUCAAAAGUUAUUGUAAAUAUUAUAACAGAGAUACUGUAUGGUAAUAAUAGGUAUCAAAACAGUAAAGCUGCUCUACGAAUUCUUGUAUGUGCUCCAUCCAAUGCAGCUAUUGAUGAAAUUGUAUUAAGACUUCUUGCCGUCAGAGCUACAAUUAAACAAAAUCGUUUUAAAAUGGUUCGUAUUGGUAAAACUGAAACUAUGCAUUUAACUGUAAAAGAUAUUUCUUUAACUGAAUUGGGGAAACGAGAUGUUAAACGAAUGACUGCGAAUUAUUCAUCAAAAAAUAUUCCAAUUGAUAGUUUCGAAGAAGAGAAAAAAUUGUUGGAAGCUCGUAUAAAUUCAUUAAAAUGUGAAAUUGCAAAUUCACAAAAGAUAGAUGAUGUUUACAAAAAAUAUCUCAAACUGAAAUUAAUAGAUAUGAAUGCAAAGUAUGAGUUGUUGGAAAAUCAUAAAUCAAUAAAUGAAAUGAAUACCAAGGAACUAGCAAAAUUCCAACGUGUUGCAGAACGUAGAAUCCUUGAAUGUGCAGAUAUAAUAACAUGUACACUUUCUUCAUGCUAUACUAAUCAAAUGGAAUCCAUUUUUGGUGGAAAUAAAGAAAAAAUAUCAGUUUGCAUAGUGGACGAAGCUACUCAAAGCUGUGAAGCAGAAAAUUUAAUUCCCUUAUUAUUAGGUGUAAAUACAUUAGUUCUAGUGGGAGAUCCUAAUCAGUUACCAGCGACUAUAAUUAGUCAACAAGCAAAGAAAUUUGGAUUGGAUCAAUCAUUAUUUUCUCGCAUACAAAAUGCAUUUCAAAAUCUGAAAAAUAAUCCAAUAAUUAUGUUAACAACACAAUAUCGUAUGGCAUAUGCAAUUUCUUAUUUUCCGAAUAAGUAUUUCUAUGGAGGUAAAUUAAAAAAUGAAGUUGAAAAUAUAUUGACAUUUCCAUUCCACAAUUAUCGAGUUUUUAAUAUUAAUUCAAAUCAAAAUACUGAUAAAUUUUCUAACACAAAUGAAGCUGAAUUUAUAUCAAAUAUAAUUCUAUGCAUGAUGAAUAAUAUCAACUUGAAAAAAUGGGAAUUCAAUAUUUCAAUUGGAGUAUUAACGCCGUACAAUAAUCAAAAAUAUUUAAUAACAGAAAAGAUCAAUGAAAAAAUAUCAGCUUUAUCCGAAAAUAUACAAAAAAGAUUUACAGUGGAAAUAAAUACAGUUGAUAGCUUUCAAGGACAAGAACGUGACGUUAUAUUGAUGUCAUGUGUAAGAAGUCAUGGUAUUGGAUUUUUAUCAGAUCCCCAAAGAUUAUGUGUAGCAUUAACUCGAGCUAAACAUAGUUUAAUGUUAUGUGGUAAUUUUAAUACAUUAAUGCGAGAUCAAAUGUGGAAUGCAUUGAUAUCAGAUUCUAAAUUACGAAAGAUUUAUUUUAAUAUUAAUUCAAAUGCAAGUCUAAAUGAGAUAAAACAACACAUCAUUAAAUAAAUGAUUAUUUCAAAGUAUUGUGCCUUCCUGCUUGUGCAGUGCACAAGUUGUAAAAGUACAAUUGAUUUUAUUUAUGUAAAUGAUGUAAAUGUGUUUUGUUUCCAUAUAAACAUUAGUUUAAUUGUUUUUGAUAUGAUUAUUCUGUAUAUCAAUGUAAAAAAUAAUACAUCAUUUAUUUUCUUUUUUCAACAAAUUUAAUAAAAAACUUAUGUAUAAAUAUCUAUAUUUAAGCACUUAUAUAUAUAUAUAUCUACAUCUAUGUUAUGAAUAAACAUUUUCAUUUAUAUAUUAAUAUAUGCUUUUUUUAUCGUAUCUGUAGUAAAUAUCAAUGAUAUUUAAAAAUGCUUUCUUCUACUUCUUUGCUUUUCAUUCUAACCUUAUAGUCUUCUUAAUUAAUUAAAAUUAAUCUAAAUUG